AUGACGGAUGAGGAAGAUGGGCUUACAAUGGCCCAAUUGCAGUUAGAAGAUGUUAAGCCAGUCGAUUUGGUGGUUUUUGAGAAACCAUCAAUCAUGCAGACGAGAUUUGUGAGGCCACUAUUUAUAAGGGCCUUAAUAGAAGGACGGCCAGUAGACCGAGUUAUGGUGGAUGCCGAAGCGAUGGUGAACGUCAUGCCCACCUCUUUUUUCAAGAAGUUGGGCAAGAGUCAGGAUGAACUGAAGCCCACUGACACAAUUAUAACCGAUUUCACCGGAAGCGGUCAACAAGCUAGAGGAGUGCUCACAACAGAGAUUAUGGUAGGUUCUAAAACUCUACGAACCACAUUUUUUGUAGUAGAUGCAGAUAGCCACUACAAUCUGCUACUUGGACGUGACUGGAUCCACGCAAACGAGUGUGUACCCUCAACACUCCACGGGAAGCUAUUCCAGUGGGUCGGGGACAAAGUAGAAGAGAUCCGGGCUAAGGGUCGGCCCCAAAUGGUGGACAUUAAUGUAGAAAGAAUCGGCCACAUCAAUUGGGCCGAUAUUGAUCCUGAUCAAAUAUCUUUUGUGAGGGUGACCGAAGAAGGAUUACAACUAAUCCUUGUGAAAGACGAUGAAGCUAUGGUGGCAGCCGAGGAGCCACCAACUUGGUUGAAAUGGAAUAUCAAAGAUCAAGAACCGAAACUCUAA
Ananas comosus (pineapple) is the source of this 693-nucleotide messenger RNA. RefSeq lists its product as uncharacterized. Bases 1 to 693 code for a protein of 230 amino acids. NCBI's taxonomy places the organism in Eukaryota, Viridiplantae, Streptophyta, Magnoliopsida, Poales, Bromeliaceae. The transcript has a single exon. The record is from RefSeq and is a predicted model, not a curated record.